CGCCCCCGCCGGCCGCUGCCCGGAGUAGCCGCGCGCCUGCGGACCGGCGCCCGCGGAGCCCGCGCGGAGCCCCACAAUGGCUUAUUCUGAGGAGCAAGGAGUUGUCCGUUGCGGUUUCAUCCGCCAGAAUUCCAGCAACUCCAUUUCUUUGGACUUUGAGCCCAACACAGAGUACCGGUUUGUGGAGCAGUUAGAAGAGCGCUACAAAUGUGCGUUCUGCCACUCCGUGCUUCACAACCCCCACCAGACAGGCUGUGGGCACCGCUUCUGCCAGCAUUGCAUCCUGUCCCUGAGAGAAUUAAAUGCAGUCCCACUCUGUCCUGUAGAUAAGGAGGUUAUCAAAUCUCAGGAGGUGUUUAAAGACAAUUGCUGCAAAAGGGAAGUCCUCAAUUUAUAUGUAUAUUGCAAAAAUGCUCCUGGAUGUAAUGCCAAGAUUAUUCUGGGACGAUACCAGGACCACCUUCAGCAGUGCUUAUUUCAAGCUGUGCAGUGUUCUAAUGAGCACUGUCAGGAACCAGUCCUUCGGAAAAAUCUGAAAGAGCAUUUGAGUGCAUACUGCCAGUUUCGAGAAGAAAAAUGCCUUUAUUGCAAAAAGGAUGUGGUAGUAAUCAAUCUACAGAAUCAUGAGGAAAACUUGUGUCCUGAGUACCCGGUAUCUUGUCCCAAUAAGUGUUUGCAGAUUAUUCCAAGAACUGAGGUGGAUGAACACCUUGCUGUGUGUCCUGAAGCUGAACAAGACUGUCCUUUCAAGCACUAUGGCUGUCCUGUCAAGGAUAAACGGGGGAACCUGCGGGAGCAUGAGCAUUCAGCCUUACGGGACCACAUGCUUCUGGUUUUAGAAAAGAACUUCCAAUUAGAAAAACAGAUUUCUGACUUAUAUAGGAGCCUAGAACGGAAAGAAAGUAAAAUCCAGCAGCUAACAGAAACUGUAAAUAAAUUCGAAAAGGAGUUCAAGCAGUUUGCACAGCUGUUUGGCAAAAAUGGAAGCUUCCUCUCAAACAUCCAGGUUCUUGCCAGUCACAUUGACAAGUCCACUUGGCUAGAAGCUCAAGUGCGUCAGUUAUUACAAAUGGCUAACCAGCAACAAAAUAAAUUUGAUCUGAGGCCUUUGGUGGAAGCGAUUGAUACAGUGAAACAGAAAAUUACCCUGCUAGAAACCAAUGAUCAAAGAUUAGUUGUUUUGGAAGGAGAGACUAACAAACAUGAUGCCCACAUUAAUAUUCAUAAAGCACAGCUGAACAAAAAUGAAGAACGAUUUAAACUGCUAGAAGGUGCCUGCUAUAAUGGAAAGCUCAUCUGGAAGGUGACAGACUACAAGAUGAAGAAGAGGGAGGCUCUGGACGGGCACACGGUAUCCGUCUUCAGCCAGCCCUUCUACACCAGCCGGUGUGGCUACCGGCUCUGUGCUAGAGCAUACCUGAAUGGGGAUGGAUCCGGGAAGGGGACGCACCUGUCGCUGUACUUUGUGGUGAUGCGAGGGGAGUUUGACUCACUGUUGCAGUGGCCAUUCAGGCAGAGGGUGACCCUGAUGCUUUUGGACCAGAGUGGCAAAAAGAACCACAUUGUGGAGACCUUCAAGGCUGACCCCAAUAGCAGCAGCUUUAAACGACCCGAUGGGGAGAUGAACAUUGCCUCUGGCUGUCCCCGCUUCGUGGCUCAUUCCACUUUGGAGAAUGCCAAGAACACCUACAUUAAAGAUGACACCCUGUUCUUGAAAGUGGCUGUGGAUUUAACUGACCUGGAAGAUCUCUAGUCACUGUUUCUAGGGUGAUAAAAGGACUUCUUGGGUGCAGAAACACGGAGGGGGACACGUUCGAUUCUCAUAUUGACUGAAUUUAGCCUCGGCACACAUUUGUAUUUGGCUUUUUGCCCUUAAUGUUUGAAGUCAGCUUAAAACUUCUCAAGUGCUCUCUUCUUUUUACAUCUUACCCUGUUCCAGUUUGAAACUUAAAACAUUUAUGAUAUC
Molecule: messenger RNA, 1966 nt
Organism: Ceratotherium simum simum (southern white rhinoceros)
Lineage: Eukaryota; Metazoa; Chordata; Mammalia; Perissodactyla; Rhinocerotidae
Gene: TRAF5
Product: TNF receptor associated factor 5
Biological process (GO): signal transduction; positive regulation of canonical NF-kappaB signal transduction; regulation of apoptotic process
Cellular component (GO): plasma membrane signaling receptor complex; cytoplasmic side of plasma membrane
Molecular function (GO): thioesterase binding; tumor necrosis factor receptor binding; zinc ion binding
Source: RefSeq, a predicted model, not a curated record